Messenger RNA from Gymnodraco acuticeps, 3934 nucleotides. It is a transcript of the gene prrt1, whose product is annotated as proline-rich transmembrane protein 1. Bases 365 to 1090 code for a protein of 241 amino acids. Gene Ontology annotation, cellular component: membrane. NCBI's taxonomy places the organism in Eukaryota, Metazoa, Chordata, Actinopteri, Perciformes, Bathydraconidae. The transcript is spliced from 4 exons. The record is from RefSeq and is a predicted model, not a curated record.
AAAUCCGUGGCUCUGUGUUGAGCUGUGAUGGGUUGCUCCAUCACAAUGCGUGUGCAGUUUCGCAAUCCGAACUGUCGCUUUAAGACAACGAUAGCUUUGUGUCUGAUUAAUUCAAUGUACGGCGACGCGUUAGUGGAGAAACCUUAUUAGACUGCCGGCCGCACAGAGAGAGGGGAUCACUGCGCGCUGCAACACAAUUAGCCUCACUUAGGGAGAAAAACACUUGAACUUAUAAUAAGGUGUUUUUGAGAUGAAGAUAUCUUGAGGAUGGGUUGUUCGGAGUAAAACAACUGCAUCGAGAAAAGAGGGAUUUUCACGACCAGCUUUGGAGUACAUCACAGAGGAGGACAGAAGAUUGGAAGGCAUGUCGUCGGAAAAACACGGUCUUGAUGACUCUAGCCGUCAGACCAUGCAGCCUCCUCCAUACCUCCCCGGCCCGCAAGACCCAAACGUACCUCAGCAUCCCAACAUGCAGCAUCCACCCGGCACCCAACCCAACUACCCUCCUCCCCCUCCUCCCCCGGGCUCAGAUGGAUAUCUCCAAGAAACCCAGUUCCACUGCGGCCCGAUGGGACCUCAGGGGGCCAUGCAGGGCUACUCGGUCCAGACCCAGGGCCCCGGGGGCACCAUGCCUCACGCCCCUGUAGGGUACCUCCAGCCGGGCUACCCGCUCCAGCUGCAGCCGUGCACAGCUUACGUACCUGUCUACCCCAUGGCAUCGGGUCAGCCCUACAUCCAGGCGGGGGGGGGCCACCCUGGGAUCCCACCCGGACAGAUUCAUCCCAUGCAAAUGCCCCCCGGCAUCACCCUGAUGGACCGCCGGCCGCCCCACGACUACCUGCCCAUCGCCGUGCUCACCACCGUCUGCUGCUUCUGGCCCACAGGCAUCAUUGCCAUCAUCAAAGCAGUGCAGGUGCGCACGGCGAUAGCCAGAGGGGACAUGGUGACGGCGGAAAUAGCCUCCCGCGAGGCUCGCAACUUCUCCUUCAUCAGCCUAGCUGUUGGUAUUGCCUCCAUCGUGCUGUGCACCAUCCUCACCGUGGUCGUCAUCAUCGCCUCGCAGCACCACGACGAAGACUGGGAUCCCUAACUCCUCGCAGUGUCAGACAAAUGGAAAUCAUGGCGUUUACAUAGCUAACUACUCUCAAGCGUUUGGAGGAAAUAGGAGCACUGAGAAUGCACACAAACUGCUAUUGCAUCGCUGGCACACACACAGCUCCGACCUAACCUGCUGCCAUCAAACACACGACCAAAAACAACCAAUCACAGCUGAUGUUCAAACGCCAAAUACAAGCAUCUGUCAAAUGAGGCCCAGUAUUUCUGUUAGUACAGCGAGUGCUUAAUAUUUACACUCUGAAAUGAGCUGCAAGAGGGAAGCUCCUUGUUUUAACAAUUCAUUUGAUGCCCAUUAAUUCAUACAUAGGAUGUUAGGUAGCUACUAAAUUGGACCCAGAUUAAUUGUUUUUAGGAUAGUUAAAUGCCCAUUUUAGUCUUACAAGUACAUUUGUUCUUCUUUUUUAUAGUGCCAUGUUGAAGCAGUGUUGAUUUGCAGAGUUGUAUUAUUGCUGUUGUCAAGCUUAUAGAAAGUGUUAAACGGGGUGAUCAAUACACAUUUAACACACCAAAUGGAGACUGGACUGUGUCUAAUGUAAUCAAACACAGAGUAUUUAUUUGAGAUUCAUUGUUUGUAUGUUACAUGGACACUUAGGCUGGAUGAGAUGAUACAUUAUUUAUGAAUUAUAUGUUUUUUUAUUUAUUUAAAUAUCUGUUAUGUAUUAAUUUAUUCAAUGCAACGACUUUCUCUGCUCUCAUUUACAUUAUAUCACUAGUUGUUGCAGCUAUACAACACUCUGAAAUUGGCUUAAAUUUGAUAUCUGAUGGUGAUGCACUUUGUGGUUACAAGACGUUACGAUGCAGCUGCUUACAUUCAUAGUUUUAUAGUGCAUGAUAAAUAUACAUUUAAGCUAAAGGGGUGUCCAGUGCAAUAAUAGCUAUUGGUGGGAAUAUUUCCUAAAGUACAAAUGUGAGGUACAGUAUUUUAGUACAAGCUACUGUCAAAAUAAGAAAUGGAGACAAUUUAGAUAAUUGAAUUUUAGGUUUGCAAACAUUAUUUUGGCAGUAAUUUAGAAAUGUAUUUGCCUAUCUUGUGUUGCACAUCUCUUAGCUAUUUAGUCUCUCAGACACUGUAUGUGAAAAUAUAGUGCACCGUUAAACUUAAGAGGCAACAUAACCCUGCAUGUCAUCCUCAGUUUGUCUCCACUUGUCUUAAAUAUUGAGGUUUCACUGUUGUAACAAAACGAGUCAGGGUUCAUGUCACAAAAGAGUGUGGUCUCCAAAAUGAAGCAGCAGGUGUGCUGUUAUGUAUAAGAGCGAACAUGGCCGUAACGUUACUGUAUGAACUAUGACCUGAGGUUUCUGGGGUUAUGGGAGGAACUGAAAAUGAAUGUUUCCAAUAAGAGAGAGAUACAUUAUUAAUGCCUAUACUGUAUUGUAGCACUUUCCGCUCUUUGAAAUCUUUCCCUCUCUGCCUCUAUCUUUUUUCCUAUCAACAUGAGUUAUUGGACCUAUUCAUAUUUCCCUUCUGCUCCCCCUUUUUCCUCUGUUGGUCCCUAUGAUGAUGCUAUUUUUAAAAGAGUUGUACAGAGAUAUUUAAAAUGAUGUUUGUUGAACAAAAACAGACAGUAUAAACACAGUUUAUUCAGUAGUAUAUAUUAUGUUAUUGUUAUUAUUGGCAACGGCAUUGCAUUUGAUUAUCACGUAUGUAUUAUAUUAAGUAAAUCUGGGCACAUAUUUAUCAAUCUUCUAAAAACUACAAUUAAUAUUGCUCCUAAAAGCCAGCUUAGUAACAAUACCGUUUUGUGAAGAGACUUCCUCCUUUCUACAGCCUGUAACUUUUAUUUGAUUGAUCACAUAUAUGUACAGAUACCAGGAUUUACCCAAUAACUGCCUUAUUGAUUAUUAUUUAAAAGAAUAGAUUAGAAUUUUUUUAUUUUCCAGCCGAGGCAGGAGAAUUAUCUUCCAUCUCACCUUAAAAAACAAUCAAUUUUACUCAGUGAGUAACAUCGUUUUUUUUCUGUCAAAACAUGUGAUUUAAUAAUUACAGAAUUAUUCUGACUGUUCAGAUAACAUAUUAUUAAUAGCUGAAGACUUUCUGAUAAAAUUGCUUUUAUUAACAGUUGAACUUUGUGGGAAUUAUGCUUAUUCGCCAUCUUGCAGAGCAUUAGAUGAGAAUAUCAAUAUGACUCUUUGUGCGUAUCCAUCCAUCGUCUACUUAAAAACUAAUAAUUUAAAUUAGUAAAAUUAAGGUUUUUCUUUCUUUGAACACUUAAAUGAAUACUUCACCUACAAAAUAACCAACUGUAUAAUUAUUCACUGUUUUACCUGAAGUUCUUUAGGAAAAGUUAUUUUCUUUUCACGAUAAAUGAAGAAUUUUAGAAGCCGGAGAAGUUCUCAUUUAAGCAAAAAGAAAAAUCCCUUUUAGCCGUUUGAUAAAUAAACGCCCUGUGCUAAUAUGAUUGACUGAGUGAUAUUUCAGUGUUAAAAGAGUAAACGAAGCACAGUAUUGUUUAGUAUUAUAAUUGUGCAGAGGGCUCUGACAGUGAGUGUGUGUGCAUAGAGUGAUUCUUAGCAUAUCUAGUUUAUACAGCACUAGGCUUCAUCUCCCUGUGUGCUUUCUGAUGUGACUUAACAUAGCUGUUUAUACACAGCUGGGAGAUGUGUACUUCAUUUUUAUUUUUGAAAUUAUUAUUUAUUGAGCUUGUAAACGCGAUGGGUUGCUUGUUUCAAAGAGCCAGAAAUGUCCUGUGUACAUGUGGUUCUCUUGAGGUUUAUUAUUAUAAUUAUGUUCAUGGCUGUGUUGCACAUGCGUUAGUUGUUUCUGACUUCAGUUGUUUGAGUAAUGAAUAAAAGAAUCAUUUUUUGGUUGUGAACGAUA